Molecule: messenger RNA, 2025 nt
Organism: Erpetoichthys calabaricus (reedfish)
Lineage: Eukaryota; Metazoa; Chordata; Cladistia; Polypteriformes; Polypteridae
Exons: 5
Coding region: 1-2025 (674 amino acids)
Cellular component (GO): extracellular region
Molecular function (GO): chitin binding
Source: RefSeq, a predicted model, not a curated record
AUGAGUACUUCCUCAUCAAUAUCCAGUACUAAAACUGAUUCUGCAUCAGCUUCCUCCACAUCACUGCCUACAAUUGUUUCCUUUUCAACAAAACAGUCAUCUGCGACGGACUCUUCAGCAACUGCUGCUACACUGGUGUCUAGCUCCAACACUGACCCCACAGGACCCAAUGGGUGCAGUGCUACCAACAAUCAAUUCUGCAAAGACAAAAGUAAUGGUCUCUAUGAGUACACUGCCAAUCCACAUUAUUUCAUAGAGUGUUCUGAAGGAAGCUGCUUUUUAAUGUCUUGUCCUGCACAACUGGUUUAUUAUGCAAGUAAAAGAUAUUGUGACUUUCCUGCUAUCACUACUCCUAGUUCAGAUGUAACCACCACCACAACUGUAAUUCCCACUACAAUAACUUUGGCAGCUGCUACAUCACCAACAAGUACUGCAUCAUUUUCUUCAACAUCUCAUACUUUUCCAACAAGUCAGUCACCUACAACAGAAUCAGCCUUCCCAUCUAGUUCAUCAUCUACAACUACAACUACAAGUAGUACCUCUGUCAUAUCAUCUGCAUCAAAAUCAGACACGACAGUGUUUUCCUCCACAUCAGUACCUACUCUUAACACUAAUUCUGCACCCACUGCCUCCUCACCAACAAUCAGCACUAAAACUGACUCUGUACCAACCUCCUCUACAUCAAAUCCUGGUACUUCCACUGAUUCUACAGCCACUGCUUCAGUAUCGACACUUAGCAUUAAAACCGUCUCUACAUCAACUACUUCCAAAUCAAACCCUGCAGCUGUCACUGAUUCCACAAGUACUGAUUCCAAAUUGACAUUCAGCACUAAAAGUGAUGUUACACAAACUGCCUCUGCAUCAUCAUCUACCAUUAUGAGUGCUUCCUCAUCAAUAUCCAGUACUAAAACUGAUUCUGCAUCAACUUCCUCCACAUCACUGCCUACAAUUGUUUCCCUUUCAACAAAACAGUCAUCUGCCACGGACUCUUCAGCAACUGCUGCUACACUGGUGUCUAGCUCCAACACUGACCCCACAGGACCCAAUGGGUGCAGUGCUACCAACAAUCAAUUCUGCAAAGACAAAAGUAAUGGUCUCUAUGAGUACACCGCCAAUCCACAUUAUUUCAUAGAGUGUUCUGAAGGAAGCUGCUUUUUAAUGUCUUGUCCUGCACAACUGGUUUAUUAUGCAAGUAAAGGAUAUUGUGACUUUCCUGCUAUCACUACUCCUAGUUCAGAUGUAACCACCACCACAACAACUGUAAUUCCCACUACAAUAACUUUGGCAGCUGCUACAUCACCAACAAGUACUGCAUCAUUUUCUUCAACAUCUCAUACUUUUCCAACAAGUCAGUCACCUACAACAGAAUCAGCCUUCCCAUCUAGUUCAUCAUCUACAACUACAACUACAAGUAGUACCUCUGUCAUAUCAUCUGCAUCAAAAUCAGACACAACAGUGUUUUCCUCCACAUCAGUACCUACUCUUAACACUAAUUCUGCACCCACUGCCUCCUCACCAACAAUCAGCACUAAAACUGACUCUGUACCAACCUCCUCUACAUCAAAACCUGGUACUUCCACUGAUUCUACAGCCACUGCUUCAGUAUCGGCACUUAGCAUUAAAACCAUCUCUACAUCAACUACUUCCAAAUCAAACCCUGCAGCUGUCACUGAUUCCACAAGUACUGAUUCCAAAUUGACAUUCAGCACUAAAAGUGAUGUUUCACAAGCUGUCUCUGCAUCAUCAUCUACCAUUAUGAGUGCUUCCUCAUCAAUAUCCAGCACUAAAAGUGAUUCUGCAUCAACUUCCUCCACAUCACUGCCUAUAAUUGUUUCCUUUUCAACAAAACAGUCAUCUGGAAUGGAUUCUUCAGCAACUGCUGAUACACUGGUGUCUAGCUCCAACACUGACUCCAUAGGUAUGGCAUCAUCUUCAGAUUAUCUAGAAUAUACCAUUAAAUGUCCCCAGAACAUGUCUCUUUGUAAGGAUUUGAUCAUAAUGGAAGUAGUUGUCUCCAGGCUAUAA